Cryptomeria japonica (Japanese cedar) is the source of this 3135-nucleotide messenger RNA. RefSeq names its product exocyst complex component EXO70A1. Gene Ontology annotation, biological process: exocytosis. The record is from RefSeq and is a predicted model, not a curated record. The transcript has a single exon. The coding region runs from base 286 to 2478 and encodes 730 amino acids. NCBI's taxonomy places the organism in Eukaryota, Viridiplantae, Streptophyta, Pinopsida, Cupressales, Cupressaceae. Gene Ontology annotation, cellular component: exocyst. Gene Ontology annotation, molecular function: phosphatidylinositol-4,5-bisphosphate binding.
UUGCGUGAAGAUUCCUCCACGAAAGGAUCACGCCAAAUUUAGCUCAUGUUAAAUCAGGCCCUGAAAACAGAGGGACAAGUAUAUAUACAUACAAAAUCUAGCGGCGGUACUGUGAAGUGUAGUGGCUGAAAAGUUAGAGGAAGGGCGUACAGCUGUAUUUUUCCGCUUACUUCCCAACGUUCGAAACGAAAUUUCCGCGAUAGUUUAAUUUACUUACCCAAAGACGCAGGCUCGAAUCCCCACACAAGCAAUAGCAAGAAAUGGGCUUCGAGGAGGGGUCUGAAGAUGACGAGAGAACAAAAUGAGAUGAUGGAGGUGAAACACAGUCGACAGCGUAAGGGAAAUCCAGAAGAGGAGGAAAAGUAUUGGAAGAGCAGAGGUGAGAGAAGUGAGAGGGUGUUAUUGGGGGAGAAGUUUGCGAUGGGUGUGAAGAGCGAUGGCGGAUUGGCCGUGCUUGUAGCGGCGAAGAAGUCGUUGCAGAGUAGUUUGGAGAAGUCGAGGGAUUUGGCGGCAGCGCUGGAGAAAACGGGGCCCAGAUUGGAAAGUAUGAGCAGGCGAUUGCCUGAGUUGGAAUCAGCGGUCGGUCCCAUGAGGAACCACAAGAAGGUAUUGCUGGGCAUUGACGGCCACAUCGACAGAGCAGUCGGUCCUGCAGCGGCUGUGCUGAAGGUUUUUGAUGCAGUUCAUGGGUUGGAGAAGUCGUUGCUGUCGGAUCCGCGGUUGGACUUAUGGGGGUACUUGAAUAUGGUGAAACAGCUAGAGGAGGCGCUCAAGUUUUUGGCGGAGAAUUGCAGCGUUGCGACGCAGUGGUUGGAGGAUGUGGUGGAUUAUAUGGAUAAGAACUGCGUUGGGGAGGUGAAUUAUUUGCCGCAUUUGAAGCGGAGCUUGGAGAAUUUGAGGGCUUUGCAGGGGGAUGAGCAGGAGAGGGCUAAGCUGGAUGGGGGGCUUAUGGCGGUGGCGUUGGAUAGGCUGGAGGGCGAAUUUAAGCGGCUGCUUGUGGAGCAUACGGUUUUAUUAAAGGCUGGGGAUAUAUCGCCUUCUGAUAGGCCUUGCAUUGAAGCUUCGCCUUUGCCUGGGGCGGUGGUCGAGAAGUUGCAAAGGGUUCUUGAGAGAUUGACCGUGAAUAAUCGGCUAGAGCAGUGUAUUGAUAUUUAUGUUGAUAUAAGGGGCGGCAAUGGCAGGGCUAGUUUGGAGGCAUUGGAUUUGGAUUAUCUGGAUAUUGAGUUCAGUAGCGUGCUGACUGUAGAUGCAUUUGUUGAUAAAUGGUGUAAGGAUUUGGAAUUUGCUGUGAAGCAUUUGUUGGAGGCGGAGUUUAGGAUCUGUGGAGAUAUUUUUGAGAAAAUUGGGUCUGAUGUUUGGGUGGGGUGUUUUGGAAAAAUUGCAUUGCAGGUGGGAAUGCUAGGGUUUCUGAAGUUUGGGCAAGGGGUUGCUGAUAGUAAGCCUGAUCCGAUCAAGUUGUUGAGGUUGUUGGAUAUGUUUGAUGCUCUGAAUAAGCUGCGGCUGGAUUUUAAUAAGUUGUUUGGGGGCAAGGCAUGCUUUGAGAUACAGAGCCAGACCAGGGAUUUGGUCAAGAAGCUGAUCGAGGGGUCUUCUGAAAUUUUCACAGAGUUACUGACGCAGGUGGAGUUGCAGAGGCAGAGACCGGCGCCUGCGAAUGGUAGCGUCCCAAUGUUGAUGAGUUUUCUGGUAGAUUACUGCAAUCAGCUGCUUGAGGAUCGGUAUCGAAGUGUCCUGACCCAGGUGCUGGUGAUAGAGCGAAGCUGGCGGCGAGAGAAAUUUCAGGAGAGGAUCUUGACGGACGGAAUUGUGAAUAUAAUCAGGGCCGUAGAGCUCAAUAUGGAGACAUGGUGUAAGUCCUAUGAUGAUCCUGUGCUUUCACAUUUGUUUAUGAUGAAUAGUCACUGGCAUUUUUGUUUUAGUCUUAAGGGAACUAAGCUUGGGUCUCUGCUUGGAGAUCCCUGGCUAAAGGAACACGAGCAGUACAAGGAAUACUAUGCUGCUAUGUAUUAUAAGGACGGUUGGGGGAAAUUUCCGGCCCUGUUAAGCAGGGAGGGUUUAAUUAUGUUCUCUGGGGGCCGAGCUACUGCCCGUGAUCUGUUAAAGAAGCGGCUUAAGGCAUUCAAUACUGCUUUUGAUGAUCUAUAUAGAAAGCAUGCAAAGUGGGCCAUUCCAGACAAGGAGUUGAGGGAGAAAAUAUGCCACACUGUUGUGCAGGCAUUGGUUCCAAUAUACAGGAGCUAUAUGCAGAGCUAUGGUCCUCUUGUGGAACAAGAUGAAAGCCCCAAGAAGUAUGCUAAGUAUACUCCAGAAGACUUGGAGUGGAUGUUGGGUGGUCUUUUCCAACAAAGAGUUGAAAAACCUGUAAAUGGAAAAGCAAAAUUCAAUAUAAAUAGAACAAUCAGCAUGGAUACAACUAACAAUGUCAUAGCCAGCAAUGGAAAAUCCAAGCUUUUGCGCACCUCUUCUGCGGUUAUCUGAUCAAGCAUGGCAUUCAUUGGAUAUGGAAGGGGUCCCAUGAAGCUUGAGAGCAACAGAUAAAUGAGAAUAAGGAAGGAGUGGGCAUGGCUUAUGUACAAUUAUUGUGAUUAAGUAUAGUAAUUAGAACAAAUCUUGCAACUUAAAUGAAACAGAAUCAGUUUUCCAGGAUCAAUAUCCCUUUGUUGACAAUGCUACCUCUUCAAGCCUUUGAAUCUUCCAUCCUUUUUAGAGUCUUUGGGAAGGGAGUGAAACCUUAUCUAAAGGAUGAAUCUUGAUAGUUCUUUGAGGGUUUUCUUAUGACCUGUUUCUAGCAGUAAGAGAAAGGGGAAAUCCAUGAAUUGGUGGAUCAUUCUUUGCUCACAGCAUUUACUUAUCUUGAAUAUAUAAAACUAGCAUCAUUGAAAAUGUGCCAAACUUACAAUCCACUCUAAUAGCAUGUGCUAUGCAAUUGUAAACAAAGUUGGUCUGAUUCAAAUGCUUCGAGCAUAGGGGCAUUUGACUCCAUAUGUGAUCAGAAAGUAAACAGUGGUGUUUUUGAAUUACAGAAAGCAAUAAGGAGCUCUUAAACUUUCACUACAGCAUUUGUAGCCUACUUGUAAUCAUUCUUUACUGUAUUUAUUCUUUGUAGUUUAUGCCUUGCAAGGCCUUUCGUAAUCA